Maylandia zebra (zebra mbuna) is the source of this 1060-nucleotide messenger RNA. RefSeq names its product 15-hydroxyprostaglandin dehydrogenase [NAD(+)]. Gene Ontology annotation, molecular function: oxidoreductase activity, acting on the CH-OH group of donors, NAD or NADP as acceptor. Lineage: Eukaryota; Metazoa; Chordata; Actinopteri; Cichliformes; Cichlidae. The record is from RefSeq and is a predicted model, not a curated record. Gene Ontology annotation, cellular component: cytoplasm.
ACAUUUUCUCAUUUCCUUGCAAAUCUACUCUAGGUCUUUUCUUGUGAAAGAGCUGAAAUGGCUCUCAAUGGUAAAACUGCAGUAGUGACCGGAGCUGCGAUGGGAAUAGGAAGCUCAAUAGCUGAACUUCUUCUGCAAAAUGGUGCCAAGGUGGCCAUCCUGGACAUGAAUGAAACUGCAGGACAGAGUUUAGUUGAAACCCUGAACAAAGAGCACGGACCAGACCGAGCCCUGUUCCUGCUGUGCAACGUAGAGUCAGAAGAGGAGAUCAAAGCUGCCUUUCAGAAAACUGUAGAAACCUUUGGUGGAAUUGACAUCCUGGUCAACAAUGCUGGCAUCUUCAAUGAGAUAACGUGGGAGAAGACUAUUGGCAUCAACCUUGGUGGCUGUAUUAGGGGGUCUUACCUGGUUAUCGAGCACAUGAACAAGCUGACUGGGGGUCGUGGAGGGGUCAUCAUCAAUGUGGCAUCCAUGGCAGGUAUUGGCCUUCUGUCUUGCUGCCCUGUGUAUACAGCCACCAAGCAUGCAGUGGUUGGGUUUACUCGAGCAUUUGCGGCUGCCUCAGUUGCAUCAGGCUAUGGUAUACGGAUGAAUGCCCUCUGCCCAGGAUUCGUUAAAACGGACCUCUUCUCCUCUAUCAAGUCCAAACUGGGACAAUUCUCCAACUUGGCAGGUGCCAACCAGGAACUGAUAGAAAAACUUGGCGUGUUAACGCUUGCAGAAGUCGUCGAGGGCUUCCUUGAGCUCGUGACAGAUGAGACCAAAAAUGGAGAAGCUCUCCUAGUUCUCCCAAAAGAGAAGAAAUAUGCAACUUUUUCAGCAUCACCCACUGAUUAACUCAUGACAAUAUUUCAAGUCUUUCAGGCAAGAGUUUCAACUUCUGUACAAUGUAUGAAAUGUACUGCAAUAACAGAUUAAAAUAUAAAAUCUGUGUGGGUGUUUGAUCUGCAACAUCCUGCCACUGGCAAAUUUCAGUCUUGUUAUUGCACAAGACUGACACUUAAACCAUUUGACUGUAGGAGCUGCUGAACUUGUGUCACAACACACCGCAAAGAUGUAG